Halichondria panicea is the source of this 1276-nucleotide messenger RNA. RefSeq lists its product as uncharacterized. The record is from RefSeq and is a predicted model, not a curated record. Bases 1 to 1098 code for a protein of 365 amino acids. The transcript has 3 exons. Lineage: Eukaryota; Metazoa; Porifera; Demospongiae; Suberitida; Halichondriidae.
AUGGAGCCAGAGCUAGAGCUAGAGGCCGACGGUAGCUCUAGUCAGUGCAAGACUCCAGCAGAGCUAGAGAAUAGCUAUAGAAGAGAGAACACUACGCCAUCAAGUCUAAAGUUAAGCGGGCUAGUGAGGAGGCACAAGCGUCAACGAGCACGACCAUCGCCUCUUACAGACUCUGUCAGGAGGCGUUUGCUUGCCAAAAUAUGUGGGACUGUAGCUGUAGAGUCAAAGAGAUCUAAAGUAGCUGAACUAGUGAGCUCGAGCAGCUCCAACAUUAACAGUGAAGUAGCCGGCGCCGAGCUUGAGAGCAGCACAAAAAGUGAAGUAGCAGAGGUUGAGAGCAGCACAAAAGGUGAAGUAGCAGAGGUUGAGAGCAGCACAAAAGGUGAAGUAGCAGAGCUUGCCAGUACCACCGGCACCAGGACCAACAUCACCUUUGACACCUUGAAAGGCUUCCUGUCUAAAGAUCGGUACAGUUCUCUUCAUGUACAAACUCUUACAGUUUCUGACAAGACUGCUGUGAUCGUUGAUAGACCCUACAAUGACAAUUCGGUUGGACUCAUUUCUAACCCACGUUUGUGUUUGUCAGAGGUGGAAGAAGGAAUUGAGUACUCUUUUCAAGUGUUCUAUAAUACGAUCGCUAGUGGUUGCUGUAGUAAUGACAUGUCAGAAAUAGAAUGCUACCUGUCACAGCUUCUCACUACUUCCAGUUACGCUGUUUGCCCUGGUGUCCGUGAAUAUCCAUCGUGUAUACAAUUCAAGACAAAGAAUUUGGUAGUAUGGAAGGAGCCAUUCAAUCGUUACUUCUCAACUAAGUGUAGUCAAUGGCAUAUCCCAAAUAACGUCCAUCAGGUACAUAUACCAAACUCCACAGCUUUUAACUGCUGUAAAGCUUGCAAGCAGCUUAUUCAUGACAUUCGCCAGUUACAGCGAUCAUCAGAGGCAGUUUCAGACACCACUCGUGCACAACGUCGCUCUGCGAGUUCUCAGUACUCUAUAUCGCGGCUAUCACCAGAAAGCCAGGCUAUCAGACGGGCAGAUAAAAUUAUUAAGAAACAGCGAAAGAAAAAGUUGAGCAGAGUACUACCAUCGACAUCAUGAUAAAUAAUUACAAAUGCAAAUGUUCGUGUUAAAACUUUAUCAUCUUUGUCAUGCAGGCAUAAGUUGGGGUGUACUAUAUAAUCAAUUAUACCCAAUUCUCAUGACGUACUUGAGCUAGCGUUACAAAUACAUGCAGUGACUCUGUUGUUGUGUUGAAUAUAUAUAUACACCUAUAUAA